CUCAGCUGAUAAGCGGCACAGCGACCUUUCUGCCUGUCCAUGGGCUUUGUGCGACUGGGAACCUACCGCGUGCAAAGAGAGGACGGACGGCCUUUUCUGGCGGAGUUUCGAAUCUACCAAUCCACCCAUCCCCAUCCCAUCCCACACAUCAUCCACUAACUAUUCUCCUCCUACCUGGCCCUCACGCAAGCCGACUGCGUGCCCGUGGGCAAUAAAGCUCCCUACCACUAAUCGUACAUGAAGAGUCUGACGGCCGCCACGCCCUCAAGCCGUCUUGCCCUCCUCUUGCAUCCACCAUCCGCCUCUCGACCAGCCAGCAACCCCCAUCAUCCUCAGAAAACAUCAGCAUCUUUACCACCCCGGCUGCUCCCCAACCUUGCCAGUCACCAUGCGCCAUGGCCCUGGAUGACCGGCCCUCGCGCUGGGAUGAGCUUCCCGACGAGAUCCUGCUCCAGAUUCUGAACUGUAUGUCCCAUUUCCCACCAUCAGUCGCUUCAUGCAGCGAUUCCCCCUUCCCUCCACCAUGAUUCGUCAUUCCUCGACUCCCGCAGCCAAUUCCCCCGCUCACUCACGCCGCGCCACCGACUAGAUCUUGAACCGUACCACAUCACAAGGUUACAGCCGGUAUCUCGCAAGUUACAGAAGCUUUGCCUUGACGACGAGCUCUGGAAAAAGCUGUGCUUCGAGGACUCUCCCUGGUACCAAUGGCUGAGACAUCGCCGCAACCUGGUGCAAGCCGCUACCGAGGCCAACGACGAUGUGCCCCUGUCAUCACCAGACCCCGCCGGCGAUAUCCGGGAUGCGCGCCGAUGGAGGAAGCUCCAGGAUAUGGCCAACUGGGAUCCGGCAUACCCCGGCGAACGAGUCUCCUGGUACGACGAGUACAUCCAGCGCAACGGGCCGGCCUGCAUCAAUUGGUUGCAGAGCCCUCGCAUGCGGGAAAGGGAGUGCGAGGCCAUCGUCGAAGCCCGCGGAAUGGCCAUUUACAAUCCGUACGACGGCCGCGACGGGCUCGGGACGAUGCUUGCUGUAUCGCCGCUGGACGAUGGCUCUGUGUGCCUCUGGGACGUCAAAGGCACGACUGGCAAGCAGGGCAGCAUUGUGGCCAGGAGCAAUCCCGAUAUCCUCUUCUUUGAUGGGCCCAACGGCCAAAACACUAGGAGGUCCAAGAAGAUCGACACGGGCGUGACCGAGUGCGUCAGCAUCAACAACGAUAGCCACCGGGCUUUUUUCGCCGUCCAAAGCCAUCUCAUCGAGGUGGACCUGAACCGUCUGGAGGUGGUCAGCAAGGACUCCUUUGAGUGGUCCAUCACAUCGCUGUCUGCCAUUCAGCCUGGCGUCCCCCUAACUGUCGGGACAUCGCUUGGGAUACACCUUCAUGACUUCCGAGCUCGCGUCAGGGCGCCGUAUGACGUCGUUGAGCGCGUAGAUUCCCAGCAAUACGCACAAAACGAUGUGCUCAGGGCUUUGUUCGAUCCUAAGCCGCUGCCGCCGUACGCCUCGCUCUCUCAACCUACACCAGUCAGCAUCCUCCAUCUUCCACGGCCGGGGGGGCAAGACCUCAUCUCAGACGACAUUUACGUGUCUGGACGGUUCACCAACAUACUCCACUAUGACCGGCGCAAAUUUCCGGCCAUUGUAGGCUCAAUAUACUCGGGAGCUCUGAUAAAGAGCCUCACAUCGAUGCCGUUCCCGUACUCCACCGUCGACUCAGAGGUGCGCCGACGUGCCGAGUUCAGCCCAGAGCGUAUGGCGCAGAUCAAGAUGGCUGGAGGUGGGCAGACGCUAGUUGCGGGAGGCUCUUACAAGACGAAGGGCUCUCUGGAGAUAUACGGCUUGAACUCGGCAGCAGAUUCGGGCAGCCACACCAUGGUGCAGAGCUCCAUCUUUAAGAAUAGGCAAUCGGCAGCCUCGGCAACGAUCUUGUCGGUAAUCGAGCAUGGGACGAAACUUGUCUUCUCCGAUGGCGCAGGCCUGAUCAAGUGGUUCGAGCGAGACGGCUCAACAGAGUGCCGCCGUCUCAAGAUUGGUCAUAGCGACGCGGACGAGCCUGCGUCUAUUUUCGCCUCGAUGCCGGCGUCGGACGAUUUGGCCCGCAAGAUUUUGUCGACGCGGCGCAGAGACGGCCAGGACCGGCCGAACAACGACAACAUCCUCUUCUGGACCGGCGAAAAGCUGGGCAUGGUGAGCUUCACCACGGCGCCGCUAUACCAGGCCAAGGACUUUGAGCCCCAGAAGGCAGAGCCCACGGCCGACGAGGAUGUCAAGGACCAAUACGCAGGGCGGAUGCGCAGGGCGCUCGAGCGACAGGCCGACGAGGUCAGGUACAUGAGGAAUCUGGGAAUGGGCACAGGUGUUGGAUAAGGCCACCAUCGAGGGGACUCGCGGCGUUGGGAACAAAAUCUACAUGGGUUCGACAGCGACCUUUUAGCGACUGAUUUGACAUGACGAUCUGCUUGGCUCUGCCCAUUUAGCGCCGUCGCAGAUAGACGAGGCGGGCAGGAAGCUGAGGGCGAGGAAGACUGGCUCUACUAUCGACACCGUGCUCCUCCCAGGAUGGGAUGACACGCGCACAGGAGAUAAUUUCGGGGCUCUUGGCGUCGUGAAGCAUGACUCGGUCAGAAGAGACGGGAAAUAUAUGGGAUGCAGAUCAGGAGAAAUGAAGCGUCAGUGAAUGUGUAUCAUGCAUGAAAGCGCAUGGCCACGGGCACGACUUGCGACGUCAUUGCCGAGCCCGCAUAGCCCUGCAUUCGCCUCACGCGGGUCCGGAUAGCAAAGCCC
This is a messenger RNA of Purpureocillium takamizusanense, 2781 nucleotides long. RefSeq lists its product as uncharacterized. Lineage: Eukaryota; Fungi; Ascomycota; Sordariomycetes; Hypocreales; Ophiocordycipitaceae. The transcript has 2 exons. Gene Ontology annotation, molecular function: protein binding. The record is from RefSeq and is a predicted model, not a curated record. The coding region runs from base 829 to 2364 and encodes 511 amino acids. Gene Ontology annotation, biological process: protein polyubiquitination.